AUGGACGCCUUCUUGGGGACUUGGAAAUUCAAGGAUGGUGAUGACAUUGACGCGCUGGUUCAGCGUAUGGGGGUCAAAAUACCUAAGAACCAGUUGGAUGAAAUAUGCAACUGCAUCCCAACAGUGGCACGCGAUGGCGAUGGUUACAGCAUCCACGUAGAAUUCGGCCCCAAAACGUGGCAUAUUAAGUUCAAGCUGGGCCAGGAAUUCGACACCACUAGCCUGGAUGGUAGACAGGUCAAGCUGCUGUUCUCAAUGGACGGAAAAGUGUUUAAGAUUCGCGAGACGGGCGACAAGGUUGUGAACGACGAGUGGACAGUGGAAGGAAAUAUCUUGUCAGUGGCCAUGAAGGUGGAUGACGUUACCUGUGUUCGACGCUUCAUCAAAGUUGGUGGUGGUAGUGGUGGUGGUGGUGGUGGUGAUGGUGGUGGUGGUGGUGGUGGUGGUGGU
Molecule: messenger RNA, 450 nt
Organism: Dibothriocephalus latus
Lineage: Eukaryota; Metazoa; Platyhelminthes; Cestoda; Diphyllobothriidea; Diphyllobothriidae
Source: the annotation of a GenBank genome assembly